UAAAGGGCAGCUGUGUUCCCUGCUUCGGUGUAUUUGGCUUGGUUCAGCUAACCUGGAUCAAGUAAACAGCUCAUUAUGACUGCAGUGUUACUUUCCCUGUAUGCAUGCUUGGCUCUAGCUCUAGCUCUGAGCAAUGCGGCUCCAGUUCAACAUGAUGUCAUGAUAAAAGAUGCCGCUGAGGACCAUUCCCAGCCUAAAGGAGAGGACCACCAUUAUGCAAAACCUGAUCGGUGUAAAGGCAUUGAGUUUGAUGCCAUAACUCCAGAUGAAAAAGGAAACACUUUCUUUUUCAAAGGUGACCAUUUAUGGAAAGGUUUUUCCGGACCAGCUGAGCUCUCAAACAACACAUUCAAAGAACUGGAUGACUAUCAUCACCUGGGUCAUGUUGAUGCAGCCUUCCGUAUGCACCAUCAAGAUGAUCUCAGUGUUCAUGACCACAUAUACUUUUUUCUGGAUGACAAAGUCUUUAGCUAUUACAAUUACACCCUUGAGCAAGGCUACCCUGUGGAAAUCCAGCAGGAGUUUCCAGGCAUCCCCAGCCAUCUAGAUGCUGCUGUUGAGUGUCCCAAAGGAGAAUGCAUCACUGAUUCAGUGUUGUUCUUCAAAGAUAAUGAAAUUUAUAGCUUUGACAUCAAGACAAAAUCGGUUAAGAAGAAGGUGUGGGCACACUUGCCAAACUGCAAAUCUGCCUUCCGCUGGCUAGAGCAUUAUUACUGUUUCCAUGGUUACAACUUCACUAGAUUCCAUCCUGUUUCUGGGGAUGUGAUGGGAGCAUACCCAAAAGAUGCUCGAAAAUACUUUAUGAGGUGUGAAGGAUUUGGUCAUGGAGAUGGUGCAAAAAAGCAACGCUGCAGUGAGGUCAAGCUGAAUGCUAUCACCACAGAUGAUAAAGGGAGAUCAUAUGCAUUCCAGGAUGCAAUGUACAUGCGUUUGGACACACACCGUGAUGGCAGCCACCAUUUCCCUAUUUCAAAGUUAUGGAAGGAAAUUUCUGGUGUGGUGGAUGCUGUUUUUGAUUAUGGGGAUAAUAUGUACAUUAUCCAGAGUGAUCAAGUCUACAUAUACAAAUCAGCAGCACAUUUUACACUCAUAGAGGGAUACCCUAAACCUCUGAAGGAGGAGCUGGGCAUCGAUGGUCCUGUGGAUGCAGCAUUUUUGUGUCCAAAUCAGCACAUAGUAAACAUUAUUCAAGGUCAAAAGAUGUAUGACAUUGAUCUUGCGGCCACCCCUCGAGCUGUUAAAAUGGAGAGACCUAUUCCCAUUCCCAAAAUUGAUGCUGGCUUCUGUGAUGCUGAUGGUGUAAAGGUGUUUAUUGGUCCAGAAUACUAUUCAUAUCAAAGCCCAGUGAUGGACGAGAUCAAACCUACACCUCAAAAGAUCUCUCCAGAAAAAUUUGGCUGUGAAGGAUAAAAGCAAGGCAAGGAAAGAGCUUCAAUUCAGUUCAGUUCAACACUUAAUUUAUCCCUUAGGGGCAGUUCAUAAGGGCACAUGGAGUAACAUAAUAAAUAAAUAAAUAAAUAUAUGUUUAUACAACCAUUUGCAAAUAAAAUUAUGAGGAAAGUUACUGUGUAGUAAAAAUGGGGAUCCAGCAUGGUUGGGGUUUUAAAAGCUGCACCAUUUAUGGGUCAGAGGUUGCCUUCCUCCUUUGUGAUCUGCACCCUGGGCAGUUAAAGGGUUAGUUCACCCAAAAAUAAAAAUUAGCCUGUGUCACCCUCAAAGCAUCCCAGGUGUAUAUGACUUACUUCUUUCAGACGAAUCCAGUCUGCGUUAUAUAAAAAGUUAUCCUUGCCAUUCUUGAUUAGCAAAUCUUAUAUGGUAGAAUUCCUUAAUUUAAAUGUAAAAUUCAUUUUAGAAUGUUGAACCAAACUUUGAAGGUUUAAUUAAAAUCAGGUCAUUUGCAGGUCAAGCAGAUGUCAGAUGUUACAUAAUCAAACAUAGAGUAAAUAAGAUCUUAGUGACAACUAAAAUAAAUGGAUUUAGAGCAAAUAAAGAGCAAUAAAACUAAUAAAUAAACAAACUAUUUUUUUUAAUGGAUACGUACUAACAAAAUAACCUUUAACCCAGAGCUGAAGUGAAGAACCCAAUUUAUUAAAGGAAUAUACAAUUUAAACAACAUUUUGACUAGACAGCAAAAUAAACAAACAUGAACAAACAUAUAGAUUCACCAACAGUGUUGUAGAAACAAAAUACACAACAAGGAACCAUGACAAACUUGAGGGCUUAUAUACACAGAGACUGGAUAAUCACUUGAAUUGUUGGAGAAUCACAAGACAAACCAGGAACUAUACUGUGAACAAGAAUACAAAAUAAAAGACAAACACAUGAACAAAACCUAUACCAACAUUAAAAGUGCUCGACAUUUUUGAGAAUUUAAGAUAUGCUUUUUUCACAAUGCAUCAAUAUUACAUUUGCAGCAAAUCAGUAUAAUACAUUUAAUACUGUACUUAGACUAUGGUGUAAACUUCUGGUGUAGGAAAAGUAUCUGAAUAAAAGUAAUACAAAUUAAAAAGAGAAUUCCAAUUGGACAUUUUAACAAAGAUAUAACAGGGUUAAUAUCAAAAUGUCUAAGCAUGGUGUGUAUUUAAUUAAGUCUGAGAUUUUGUGUCAUUCCUGCUUUUCCUGCAUUCCUGCUGUUGUGUAUUCAUAUAUCUUAAUUAAGAAUUGUUCAAUUUUCUUUGAAAUAUGCACAAAACAAAGUUGUUCUCCAAUAAAAGCUUUCUCAAAUUGGAACCAGUGAAUAUAA
Molecule: messenger RNA, 2743 nt
Organism: Carassius gibelio (silver crucian carp)
Lineage: Eukaryota; Metazoa; Chordata; Actinopteri; Cypriniformes; Cyprinidae
Gene: hpxb
Product: hemopexin b
Exons: 10
Coding region: 76-1410 (444 amino acids)
Source: RefSeq, a predicted model, not a curated record